Molecule: messenger RNA, 4557 nt
Organism: Cydia fagiglandana
Lineage: Eukaryota; Metazoa; Arthropoda; Insecta; Lepidoptera; Tortricidae
Exons: 4
Coding region: 124-1287 (387 amino acids)
Source: RefSeq, a predicted model, not a curated record
GCAAUGGGCAAGGUAAUGGAAAAUGUGACAUUUGUGAUUUGGCUGGGUGUGUUGAGUUGUGGCUUUUAGAAAUACUUUUUAACUGUUUUCAGUAUUUAUUAAAACACUAUUUAACUGUUCGCCAUGAGCAACUUAGAAGAAAAUGGAAAAAACCCGCCGAUAAGUGACUUGAACGGAAGCGUAAACAGUGAAAAACCACGAAAAGAUUGGGUGAAAUUUGAAGAAGAUUCUCCUCUAUCUACGGUGCCUCUGUCGGAGAUAUCACCACAAGCGGCUGCUGCUGUCGUUCCCAGCACAUCCGAGUCCACGAGUUCGGCACAUCCAGCAGUUUUGAAGACUGAAUCGGUGCAUGUAAACUUGGAGCGCGGGGACAAAUCUGUGGAUGUCGCGCCUCAACCAACUUUAACUAAAAAUGUUGAAUUUGUUAACAUUCGUACGGGUUUUUCAAAUGGGGACAUCAUAGUAACUAUACUUCCAUCAAAUACCAAGUGGCCAUGGGUUACAGCGGCGCGCUUCAGACCUGAAUUAGUUCCUGAAGAACUCAUGGCUCAAGGACUCACUCUGACUGUUGAAGAAUAUGUCCACGCCAUGGAAUUACUUGUAAAUGAUGCCCGCUUCACUCUGUACAAUAUCUGUUACAAGCGUGUUCUUGUUUGUUGGAUAACACUUGCAUUUCUAGUGCUCCUAGCUCUACUCUUUUCUGGAUUGACAGGUCUCUUACUCUUUUCCCUCGGUGUCAUGUGGCUAGUACUUAAUGCUGCUGCUAUAUUCCUUUGUAUGUGGAUAAAAUUAACUCUUUCAAAGGGCCUGGAGCAAUGUCUGGCAAGUGUGAAUAAGUUGCUAAAUAAACAUAAAUUGAUAUUGGCCUUGGAUGAUCGAGGAAAGAUAUCUUGCCAUAAAGUUAAUCUUUGUUUCAUUUAUUUUGAUUCUGGCCCAUGUGUGGCCCAUAUUCAGCAGUUUAUUGAGAGUGAAGAGGGCAAAACUAUAAUGCAAGGCUGGGAACAAAGACUUGAUGUGUCGGCAAAUGAUAUAGUCAUUCAAGGAAGUCAGUCAACUAGAUUGUCUCGGAAACAGGAAAGAGGCGCGCUUCUCUAUUUGCGGUACGUGGGGCGAUGGGGCGCCAUGGCUGUCAAAAACAGACUUAAUCUCAGCAGCACCGUGCCAGGCCGCCAUGGUGAGCAAUACGUCUGCCCUUGCCAAUUCAUAGAGGAGCACCUUAAAUGCAAGCCACCAGCUGGCAUUGCUAAGUUUUUCAUGUUACCGAAUCAGAAUGUUCAACUGUUUUAAAAGUGUUGUUGUAUUAUUGAAUCCGUCCAAUAUGUGUUGUAUAUAACAUAUCACAUAGGUUAAGAAAACGUUUAUGAAUAUAAUUGUUAUAGGUAUCAAUAAGUUAUUAUGUGCCCUUAUAUAUUUAAUAUAUUUAUUGACCCGAUGUGUUGAACGUCCGUAACGAUUUGCAUUUCAGCUUUAACGGCUUGUAUGUUAAACAUAUAACAUAUAUAAUUGUUAUUAUUUAGGGACAGAUUUUGAAAUUUUUGGACAGUAUUAUCUGAGACACGUCAUUAAUAAUGAGGAAUAAUAAUAAUCUUUAUGAAAAUAUGUAUUGCUCCUCUGCUAUGAGCAAGACUCGGAAAAACGCCCGUCAUUUUGAAUUAUAACUAAUUAUGAAUGUAAUUAGGAUCCAUUUACGAAUCGAAAAUAUUCGUUUAGUCUACGGACGUCACUGGGGCAUAUUUAAUCGUUCACAUUGGUAAUGGAAGUCUCUUUUGUACGGAACAGAGUUAUGUUUUCAAAAUGACGUUUUUCCGAGUCUUAUUCAUGAGGUAUCUUUAGGUACUGCAAGGUUUCAGUUCCAUAACUGUGGCCCUAGUGAAAAAGGGUACAAGUCUCACGCAGCUUAGGAGUUUGGGCACAGGUGUUACUUGGAACUUAUACCCAUUUACAACCGCGUUGCCCGAGACAUGUACCUGUUUUCACUAGGGACACUAAUUAUAUUUUGUAAAGAAUUUGACCUCGCUUACAUAUUGCAUCCAGUGAUUAUCUUUACCGUGUGAUAGAGAACCCGCUGUUCACUUUUUCAAUGAGUAUAGUUUCAUACUUUAUUUAUUGCAAAAUAUAUAACUUAUUUAUACUAACCCAAGGGGGUUAGUAUAUAAGUUAUAUAUUUUAUUCAUAAACGUUUACUAAAAUUUACAAGCCGAUAAUAAUCGUUUGUCCCCUUCCGGCGUAUUAGUAUGAUGGAAAGGGAUAAAUGAUUAUUAUCGGCUUGUCAACUUUAGUAAACGUUUAUGAAUAAGGGGUGUAAGAUUAUUCAUAUACUUGCUAUUGGUAAGUAAGGUUUACUCGGGUAAUUCCGAAUGUCGAAAACUGUCGGAUAAUUCCGAAAAGAGACUUUUAUUAUGAUGGAAUUAAAGGUGAUUUUCAUCUGAAUUUCGGAAUUAUCCGACAUUCGGUAUUACCCGAAUACACCUUACAUAUUUUAUUCCGGUGUUCAAACUGUCCCACCAAAUGUAAAAUCGCACAAGAUAACAUGACUAUUAUAAAUAGAUCUCUAAGCUAAAAACUUAAAUGUUUCCAACAAAUUGCAAUAUGUACCUACCUGUUAAAACCAUGAAUAAUCUCUUUAUUCUAUGAUUUGUUAACCCUGAAAAUAGUAAAAUGUACCUAAGUAUAUGAAAUGUACGUAAUCCAGAAUUUGUUCGCCGCUUUCACUAAGAAGUGGAGACGACUAAAAAACCUAUAAUCGUAUUAAUACGUAAUUAAUAAAGAAAUCUUGUAAAUACUAAUAGGUUUGGUAUCGAAUAUUUAUGCAUUUGUGGCCAUAAUUAUCUAAAAGCCAUUGUAUAUAAUAUAAUGUUUAACUUCAUUAAGGAAAAGCCGUUCCACUCUAGGUGAAAUAGUGUAAGAUAUACCCCAUAUUAUGUAUUUAACUCUUUUGAAUAAUAUCAUCAGAGAUAAUUUGAUAUUCAGCAAAACAUUGGUGGCAAGUACGUUUUUUAACGCAUGGAUAUGCAUUAAUUAUUUCUUCUUAGUUAUCUAAUGUCGUAUAAGUAUUUUGUUAUUUAUGGUAUUUUUAUCGGUAUUAUUAUUUUAUAAACUCUGAUGUGGUAGAUUAAGUUGUGAGAUUGAACAUAAAUUACAUAUAGGGGUAAUAAUUUUGGAACCCCGUCAACAGGUAAAAAAUACGUUUUUGCGAUAACGGGAGUGGUUAUUCACUCAUUUUCAUUAUCCGUGUACACUUAUAGAUUAGACUAUUAGUCUGGAUUAAUGGUUAGGUACGAGUAUUGUAAUAUACACUCCUACACACUUUUGAUGAGUGUACCUAUACAAAAAAAUAUAUAUCUGUAAUCUCAAAAAAAAAUUGGGUCCGUAGUUAAAGAGUGCCAACCCUACGCUGUAUGACCUACCUGUACUGUAAUUAACCCGGGCUAUAUUUUGCUUGUGAUGUGUUAGGGUCAGGGCAAUUAUGGCUGCGUUACUUUCUCUUGAUAUAAAAAGACGUAACAUGAAAAUUUCGGAGCAAUAGUUUGUCAAAGGACUGUCUCAUUUCAAACAUAGACAGAGAGAAACAUAACAUAUUUGUCUUACCCUAGUACUAGCACCCAAAAGAAAAGGGUGAGUAUAGUUUUCGUGGUUCUUACUGACUGACAAAUUGGUUUGACCAACUAUAUUUUUUUUCUUAAUGGUAUGAAGGUAGGUACGGCAACCUCUAUUUGGUGUGAUCCAACACGUACUUGGAAGACUUUUUGAAUUAACUAUAAGUACACAGUAAAACUCGAUUUAUUUAUUACAAAAAAUGUUUUUUAUUAUUUUUUUUCGACUGAAUUUAGAUCACAAUCUAAUGCAGCUAGUCAGUGAAUUUUUUUCUCUUAAAAUAUUAGCCAAAGCUCAUAAAUGUUGUUUUAAAAUUUUAGCUAAGGAAAAAGUUAAUAUAUUUUGAGCGGGAUUGUUUUUUAAAACAUAAAUACUUUACACAAUUAUUCACGAUGAAUAAAAUAUAAUUAUUGUUAAAAUAUAUACCUACAAUAUGUGUUACCUAUACUAAUAACAAGGUGUUUGUAUAAGAAUGUAAUAACUAAUAAAUACUAUGUAUCUUCAUAUAAAUAAAAUACAAUUUAUAUUAUGUCUGUAAAUUAUUACAUUACUGUAGUAGCAAUAAGUAAUACAUACAAUAUAUGUUUGGUGGCAAAAUUGUUAGUUGUGGAACAUUAUGUUUAAAAUUGCAGAGUUAAAUUUAAUGAUGUAAUAUGUAAUAUUUGAGUACAGUAAGCUGCAGUUAUAUAAAUUCGUUUGCAGGGGGUCAGUUAUCUCUGGAGGUUACUGUACAUUGUAGUUUUCUUCUUAGCUCCAGCGUGAAAGUGAUGUUAUUGUCUAUAUUAAUGUAAUAUAAAAAUGUCUGCUCAUAUUUAGUAUGUAAAUGGAUGUUUGAAUACGUCUUAAUACAUUCCGUCCAAAUUUGUUGAAGUACUUAAAAUAUUAGAACUAAGCAAUAAAAUUCCUUAUACACCUAUUUUUAUGUAACUUUUAAAGAAAUACAUAUUACUUUUUACUAUUUAA